UACCGCCUCCUCAUGAGUGUCCCACAGCCUGUGGUGAAGUCGGGCAAUGCUCAGCCCGCAGGUGACAGAGAGAAGAACCAGGACCAGAAACCUUCCUCUUCUGUCAGCCGGAGCCUCACCAUUGAUGAUUUUGACAUCGGGCGUCCUCUGGGCAAGGGAAAAUUUGGGAAUGUGUACCUGGCUCGGCUCAAGGAAAGCCACUUCAUUGUGGCUCUGAAAGUCCUCUUCAAGUCCCAGCUCGAGAAGGAAGGAAUGGAACACCAGCUGCGCAGAGAAAUUGAAAUCCAGGCGCAUCUACAACACCCCAAUAUCCUACGCCUGUACAACUAUUUCCAUGAUGCACGUCGUGUGUACCUGAUUCUGGAAUACGCUCCAAGGGGUGAGCUCUACAAGGAACUGCAAAGGAACCACACUUUAGAUGAGCGCCGUACAGCCACGAUAAUGGAGGAGUUGGCAGAUGCCCUGACCUACUGCCAUGAGAAUAAGGUGAUUCACAGGGAUAUUAAGCCAGAGAACCUGCUGCUGGGAUUUAGGGGUGAAGUGAAGAUUGCAGACUUUGGGUGGUCUGUGCACACUCCCUCGCUGAGGAGAAAGACAGUGUGCGGGACUCUGGACUACUUGCCCCCAGAAAUGAUCGAGCAGAAAACAUACAAUGAGAAGGUAGACCUGUGGUGCAUUGGAGUUCUCUGCUACGAGUUGCUGGUAGGAAAUCCACCCUUUGAGAGCACCUCCUAUUCUGAGACCUACAGGCGCAUCCUCAAGGUUGACUUCAGGAUUCCUCCAUCAAUACCUUUGGGGGCCCAGGACUUGAUCAGCAAGCUUCUCAGAUACCAGCCUUCAGAGCGGCUGCCAUUGGUUGAGAUCCUGCAGCAUCCCUGGGUUCGGGCCCACUCUCGGAGGGUGAUUCCUCCCUCUGCUCAGAUGGCUUCCUGA
Pteronotus mesoamericanus is the source of this 933-nucleotide messenger RNA. RefSeq names its product aurora kinase C (gene AURKC). NCBI's taxonomy places the organism in Eukaryota, Metazoa, Chordata, Mammalia, Chiroptera, Mormoopidae. Gene Ontology annotation, cellular component: spindle pole centrosome; spindle midzone; kinetochore. Bases 13 to 933 code for a protein of 306 amino acids. The record is from RefSeq and is a predicted model, not a curated record. Gene Ontology annotation, molecular function: ATP binding; protein kinase activity. Gene Ontology annotation, biological process: mitotic spindle organization; regulation of cytokinesis; protein phosphorylation. The transcript has 6 exons.